Aspergillus pseudotamarii is the source of this 2271-nucleotide messenger RNA. RefSeq names its product fungal specific transcription factor domain-containing protein. The record is from RefSeq and is a predicted model, not a curated record. The transcript has 2 exons. Gene Ontology annotation, molecular function: zinc ion binding; DNA binding. Gene Ontology annotation, biological process: DNA-templated transcription. NCBI's taxonomy places the organism in Eukaryota, Fungi, Ascomycota, Eurotiomycetes, Eurotiales, Aspergillaceae. Bases 350 to 1936 code for a protein of 528 amino acids.
AGCCGACCUCGCAUUAGUGUUUCAUCCCAAUAGUAAAUAUCCCACAGCCUUCAACGGCAGUCGCUAACCUCUGUGGAGCGAAAAACAAAUACAACUCAUUCAAGAGCGUCUUCAUCGUAUAGAACUCAAUCUUACCCACCUCGCCUCUGCGGCAAAAGCUGAGCAACGGAACAAGAUCGGCUCCGCUUCUCUAGGCGUAACAGAUGUGCAUCCGCCAGACAGAGCGACCCAGAUCAUACAGUUGACCCCCGGAUUCGAAGGCGAUUCGUCGUUUGCGAGCAGUGCGCGAUUUGCCGAGAAUGUCGCCGAAACCACUUCCAAGGAGAACGCCUGGCUGCCCGGAAAACACAUGAUUCAUGCAUUGAAGAAUCUGAGAAAUACACUUAAGCUUCAUCAUUCGGAACUAUCAGCUGGCCACACACAUUUUCCAGUCUUCAGGAAUGAUUCUCAGAAGCACAGUCUAGAACUUCCACCUGUAGGAUUUGCUGCUGCACUUGUGAGAAGAUUCAAAGCACACCCUACGGAUAUCUUUCUGUCUUGUGCCUGGAGAGAUCCUAAUCUUCUCGAGACUUUAUGUCGGCAAGUGUACUUUCCGUCCGAGCAGGUGUCCCUCGGCAGUCUGACGCUGUUGUACGGGCUGUUAUGGGAGCAAGGCCAGUAUCUCUUUCCAGAGAAUGAUCCGGAAUUCUCAAACUCUGAAAUACGCUCCUGGCUAGGUCUCUGCGAAAGGAACUUCUGCCUGGGUGUUGAAAGUUAUGAGGUGCUAACUUCACAAUCAUUGGAAAACGCUCAGGCACUUACACUGGGUGCGAUGCGAGCUUUGGGAUUAUCACGCCCAUUUCUAUGUCGUACCCUUUUGACAGCAGCUGCCAACAUCUGCGUUUCAUUGGGCUACCACCGCCGAUCCACCUUACAAGGAGAUCGCUCUCUUCUUGCGGAAUCGAAGCGUCAUGUAUUUUGGCUGGUAUAUGUGCUGGACAAGAAUAUUGCUCUAAACCUCGGGAGGGCAUCUAAUUUACAAGACUACGAUAUCGAUGCAGAAUUAUUCGAGCCGUCCAGUGACCGGAAAUAUCGCUCUUAUGAUCUUUUAUGUCAAGCCUGGAUUCAUUUUGGCCGACUGGAAGGAAAGGUAUAUGAUCUAGUAUACUCAGUCCGCGCAUUGGCAAUACCGUCUGAAGAAAGACUGGUGUAUACUGCGAGUCUGGCGCAAGAGCUGGCCAUCUGGAAGGAAGCCAAACUGGAUCAAAUCCGUCAAGAGAACCCUAACCAUUCAGAAGGGCUCAACUCUCUAGUCCUGGCGACAUAUCCGAUGUAUUACUCCAUCCUCGCGCUUCUUUACCGGGGUAACACACGAAGCCCAGCCGGGUCAUCUCUGGAGGUGAGCGACAUGUGUCUUGAAGCUGCUCGGCAGAGUGUGGUUUGUCACCUGAAAAUUAUUCCACAAUUCCUUGAUUGUCCUGGAAGCCAGUCCACAUACGUCACUUGGGGAUUGCUAUAUAGCAGUUUUACCCCCUUCUUUGUGAUCUUUAUAAGCGUCAUCACCUCUCUAAACGAGGAAGAUCUUAGCCUUCUCAAAUCACUCGUCGACGCUCUCCAAUCACUCACCAUUGUAUCCGAAGGAAUUAAGCGGCUACAUAGCAUCUGCCACGCUUUCUACCAGGUCGCUGAAGUGUUCCUCCAGUCGAAGCAGCAGGUGAAUCAAACGCCAGUCGUCCAUUUGGGCGACCAAUCCAGUCAGGUACUGGUGGCGGACAGUAAUCAUCCAGAGGCCGUUCUCAACCUGGCACCGCACGAUGGGCUUGAAUUUGAUCUCACCGACUUCAGUCUCGAGAGCUAUGGGAUCCCGCCAAUGGACACGCAAUGGAGCCAAUCACUGUUCGAUCUUAUUAGACUGGACGGCCUAGACGUCAACAACAUAAGCGGGAAUGCCUCGUAGAUUGGAGGUGGUAAAGGAGUCCAAUCCUCUUAAUCAGAAUACGCAAGGUCCAUCAUUUCCCGUCCAGAGUGUCGUCAUGAAUAUGCGGCCCUCAAUUGUUCAUAUUGACCUGCGGGCCUCAUCGAUUAGAUAGAGACCUUAACCCCUUUCUGUUUCUCGCUCAAUGCCAUAGUUCUUGCUAAGUAGACCAAGGAGACUCUGCGCAGUAUCAGAAUGGUGUGAGGUUGAUGAAAGAGGUCCUGACAAAUGCAAAACUCCUCCAAUCGACGGCUGAGAUAGAGAGUCAAGGAUUGAGAAGCGGGGCAAGGUCCACCUCAAGAAUGGUUCAGUUGGAU